GGUGAGGCUUCGUCGGAGCCGCCAUCGCCUCCCAAGGCCGCCGCCGCCUUCGAUCUGCUGGACCUGGUGCGGAGCUACCGGCGGCUGGAGCUGUACCUGGAGCCGCUGCGGGAUGCGGCUGACGGUGUGCGCUCUCUCCUCCGGUGGCAGCGGCCCUUGUGCUCUCUGCUCGUCUGCCUCGGCCUCAACUUCCUGCUCCUCACCCUCGACCAAGCCGCCUGGUACUCAGUGCUGGCCCUGCUCGUCCUGCUGCCGGCCCUGCUGGGCUACCUGCAGGAGACGUGCCGCGUCCGGCCCUCGGAGCGGGAGCUGCUGCGCAGGAAGUACCACAGCGUGCGCCGUGAGGACCUGCGCAAAGUGCAGCUCUCACGCCAGGAGGCCCUCGCCCAGGUCAAGUGCUUCCUGAUCCAGCUGGAGGGGUUCCUGAGCGGGCUGUGUUACAGCUGUGAGGCAGUGUACCGAGUGCUGUACUGGGAGAACCCUACUGUCUCUUCCCAGUUUUACGGAGCGCUGCUGGGCUCUGUCUGCAUCCUUUAUCUGCUGCCGCUCUGUUGGGUCAUGGCCAUCCUCAACAGCACUCUCUUCCUGGGCAACAGCCAGUUCUACCAAGUGAUAAAGGAGCUCAAGGCCUCGGUUGAGCAGAGUUUGGGCACCAAACCCUUCGAGAGCGCUCCAGAGCCUGUCAAGCCUCUACCAACUGAUGCCCCACCAGACCGGACCCCCACACCCACCAGCACAGAGGAUCUUACCCCUGGCAGUGUGGAGGAGGCAGAGGAGGCAGAACCUGAUGAAGAGUUCAAGGAUGCUAUUGAGGAGAACCAGCUGCUGGUCAUGGAGGAUGAUGAGGGCUCUCAGUGUUCAGCAGACUUUGACCUCAGCCUCCCAGACAACGGUUUUAUGAGCAAAAACGAUGUGAUCCGCAGCAAGGUGUCACGCCUGACUGAGCGCCUGCGCAAGCGCUACCCCAGCAACAAUUUUGGGAGCUGUACAGGUUGUGGAGCCACCUUUUCUGUGCUGAAGAAGAGGCGGAGCUGCAGUAACUGUGGAAACAGCUUCUGCUCUAGGUGUUGCUCCUUCAAAGUUCCCAAGGCUGUGAUGGGAGCCACGGCCCCAGAAGCUCAGAGAGAGACUGUGUUUGUGUGUGCUCAGUGCAACCAGAUGCUCAUCAAGUGACCGAAACAGCAUAUGGGGGCUGUGUUGCCUCAUGCCCAAGGACAGUGGGAGCCCUGCCCUUUCUCAGGGGAUUGUAGGCUGCUUGGUUCCCAGUGUGGUACUGUGCUGCCAGAGGACACAAGCACUUGCUGCUCCCCCUGCUAGUGCUCACUUGAGGGCAGACCCAGGUUCCUCGCCAUGCAGUGUGCUGCACUAGCUGUUUCCUACAGCAGAGCACUGCCCACAGCUGUGCCCCACUGCUGCAGCUGCCCUGCCAGCCUGGCAGCUGCUCGGGAGGCACUCCCUGCACUGACUGCAUUCUGCCCUGAGCUCACCUAGGGCCUGGCUCUGUGAUGGAGGAAUCAUCCUUCCUAUUUCUGCUCCUACCUCCACCUCCUGGGAGGUGCAGAGCAGCCUCAGGUCUCUCUCCCAACCUCCCUGAUGAGCACUGUGUGGGGAGACUUGUUUUUGGGAUCAACUCAGAGCUCUUCCCAGGAACUGUAGCCCUUGGUCUUGGCUCAGCUGAAACCCUGCUCAUCACUCCGUGGUUCCACUGUGUUCAUGUUUAGUUCCCCCCUUAUCCCCCAUAUUCAGCUGUAGCAUAGGAGGCAGACGGGUUUGGGCUGGGCUGUGUGAUUGGUCUGCAGCUGCAGCAAGAGAAGAGGCAUGAGUUGGUGCUGCUCUGUACUUAGUGACUGCUGCUUUCUAUUACAGAUUAAUAUAUAGAGAAUGGCCAAUAAACCUACUGCCCACAGCUGGCUCUUGUCUUCCCCUAGCAAAUGCUGUUCCAUCACCUGCUGCCUCUGUGGCCUUAGUUCCUCUGUCUCAUAUGUGGCUGUAUCUGCCACCUGGUUCUCUCGUUUACUGUGGUUUUCAUUGUGACACACAGUGGUCUUGUUUGCCCUGCACCCAGGGCUGUGUGGAGCUGCUCUGGGCCAGGGCCUGAUCAUACUGGGCCAGGAAUGAGGUUCAGCUGGGCUCACUCCUUGCCCUACCGAGGUGGUGGUCCUGGCAGCUGCCCACGCACACAAGGGUGACCUUUCCCUGCUGAACAGCAAAGCUCCCAGCUAUCCCAGGAAUGCGACUCUGGCUGCCAUGCAGCUGGGAGUGCCUGUGGCUGGGCCCCCUGCCAGCCAGCUGCAGUAGGGGGGAAGGAGGGGGGAUGCUGGAGCCCUUGGGCUGGGACACCCACUGCUCUAGGCAUGAUCUGGAUGGGGGCACUGGUCUCAAUGCUCCCCAUAAGCCUGAGACCUCCUCAUGGCUGUGGCCCCUGGACCCACCUCUUGAGUGAGCUCUGUCCUUGCGAAAUUUUGGGGAAAGCUGAACUCUGCAGAGAUGGGCAUGCCCACGUUGUGCUGGGUGUGCUCCAAAGGCACUGGAGUGGGGGAGGCAGUGUGCAGAGGGGCAGGAGGUUAUUUCAGCUCAUGGUGGGGGACAGGGAGAAGUUACUUGUCUUUCUUGAGAAAACACUUGGUGAGAUGGAUGCAAUGUCCAUGUACGUCUAAGUCCUCCUCAGAAAGAUGCUAAUGACGCAGAAUACAGAGGGCUACAGAUAAACACGGGCUGUGGGAGAUGGAGUUUUAUUUGUGUGUUUCGAGUUGUGCAGUAAAUGGUAUUAUUGAUGGCGUUUAUUCCAAUGGCAGUCUGCUUAGCAGCCUUGUUGGAAAAUGCCUUCUA
Messenger RNA from Meleagris gallopavo (turkey), 2829 nucleotides. RefSeq names its product zinc finger FYVE-type containing 27 (gene ZFYVE27). Lineage: Eukaryota; Metazoa; Chordata; Aves; Galliformes; Phasianidae. Gene Ontology annotation, molecular function: metal ion binding. Gene Ontology annotation, cellular component: endoplasmic reticulum tubular network; growth cone membrane. The record is from RefSeq and is a predicted model, not a curated record. Gene Ontology annotation, biological process: neuron projection development; positive regulation of axon extension; protein localization to plasma membrane.